Molecule: messenger RNA, 1890 nt
Organism: Momordica charantia (bitter melon)
Lineage: Eukaryota; Viridiplantae; Streptophyta; Magnoliopsida; Cucurbitales; Cucurbitaceae
Product: mitochondrial-processing peptidase subunit alpha
Biological process (GO): proteolysis
Cellular component (GO): mitochondrion
Molecular function (GO): metalloendopeptidase activity; metal ion binding
Source: RefSeq, a predicted model, not a curated record
ACCAAGGCAUUUCUCCUUCAACCGCCCCCGUCGUAGCCACCAUUGGGGUUUCUCUGAAAAACGAAACUCGAGGGAAGAAAAAACCAAGGCGACCCUCAAGCUUUUCUAGGGUUCACUGCAACUAAGCUCCACCAUGUAUAGAAUCGCCGGUUCACGACUCAGGUCGCUCAAGAACCAUGCGGCCAACUUGGGGGCCUCUAGAUUUGCAACAUCCAGCGCAGUUGCUGCAAGACCAACAUCGGGGGGCUUUUUUAGCUGGCUCACUGGAGAACGUUCAAGCUCUCUUCCCCCACUGGAAAUGCCUCUAUCUGGCAUUACCCUCCCACCGCCAUUGCCUGAUUAUGUCGAACCAAGCAAGACCAAGAUUACCGCUCUUCCUAAUGGUGUCAGAAUUGCUUCGGAAACCUCUUCGAAUCCUGCAGCCUCUGUGGGGAUAUAUCUUGAUUGUGGUUCCAUAUAUGAGACCCCAUUGUCUUCCGGAGCCUCACAUUUGUUAGAAAGGUUGGCCUUCAAGAGUACCACAAAUCGUAGCCAUUUGCGGAUUGUUAGGGAAGUAGAAGCUAUUGGUGGUAACACAGGUGCCUCAGCCUCUCGGGAGCAAAUGGGAUACACUCUUGAUGCUUUAAAAACAUAUGUACCGGAAAUGGUGGAAUUGCUAGUAGACUGUGUCAGGAACCCUGCAUACUUGGAUUGGGAAAUUAAUGAAGAGCUGCAAAAGAUGAGAGCAGAACUUGGAGAACUUUCAAAUAACCCCCAGGGCUUGCUUCUUGAGGCAAUUCAUUCUGCUGGGUAUUCUGGUGCACUUGCAAAUCCUCUCGUGGCCCCAGAGUUUGCGUUAAGCAGAUUGGAUGGCACCAUUUUGGAGGAAUUUAUUGCUGAGAACUAUACUGCCCCUAGAAUUGUACUUGCAGCAUCUGGGGUUGAACAUGAGGAGCUUUUAUCCAUUGCAGAACCUCUUCUAUCUGACCUACCAAAAGUACCUAGCUCGAAAGCGCCAGAAUCUGCCUAUGUUGGAGGGGAUUAUCGUCGUCAAUCUGACUCUGGGAGCACACAUUUUGCCCUUGCUUUUGAGGUUCCUGGUGGUUGGCUUAAGGAGAAAGAUGCCAUCGUUUUGACUGUUCUUCAGAUGCUAAUGGGAGGCGGUGGUUCAUUUUCUGCUGGGGGUCCUGGUAAAGGAAUGCACUCAAGGCUAUAUCUCCGUGUCUUGAAUGAGUACCAACAGAUUCAGUCUUUUUCUGCAUUUAACAGCAUCUUCAAUAACACGGGACUAUUUGGCAUUUAUGGAAGCACUAGUUCUGACUUCGUAGCCAAAGCAGUUGAUAUUGCUGCUUCAGAACUAAUCUCAAUUGCAACUCCUGGGCAAGUUUCCGAGGUGCAGCUUAACCGCGCCAAAGAGUCUACAAAAUCUGCAGUUUUAAUGAAUCUAGAAUCUAGGAUGAUUGUGUCCGAGGAUAUCGGGAGGCAGAUUUUGACAUACGGAGAGAGGAAGCCUGUAGAGCACUUCAUAAAGGCUGUAGAUUCAAUCACUUUGAACGAUAUUACUAACAUUUCCCAGAAAGUUUUAUCAUCUCCUUUAACAAUGGCAUCCUACGGUGACGUUAUUAAUGUCCCGACGUACGAGUCUGUUAACAGCAAGUUCCACCGAAAAUGAGAUACCUGUGCAUUUUCAAGCUCAGCAUUUAUCUGAUACUUGUGUUCUUGUUGCUCUUCGCCGGGAAGCAAUUGCAGGCUUUGUACCACCAUUUGCAAUAAAAUUUUUGAAUGAAGUCUUUUAUCAGAUGAUGUAAAAUUAUCUGUUUGUUUCCAAUUCAUUCAGUUGCUCCCUCUGAAUUGUGGAGGAGUUUUUGACCUAUUUAUUUGAAUAUUAGCAUGGGCCUUUUUUUCCCUUCA